This is a messenger RNA of Paramisgurnus dabryanus, 1416 nucleotides long. RefSeq names its product aurora kinase B (gene aurkb). Gene Ontology annotation, molecular function: ATP binding; protein kinase activity. NCBI's taxonomy places the organism in Eukaryota, Metazoa, Chordata, Actinopteri, Cypriniformes, Cobitidae. Gene Ontology annotation, biological process: protein phosphorylation. The record is from RefSeq and is a predicted model, not a curated record.
AGGGUUUUCAUUUUAAAUCCAGGCGGUUGGAGCGAAACGGAAGAAUAAACGUAGGGUAUCUGGAAUACAAUAUUUAUCAUCAUGCAGAAUAAAGAAAACAUGCAGCCGCAAGCUGGUCACACGCAGCCAUCAAGCCUUGGUCCGCUUCGAGUUGGGAUGAAUUUGUCUGCAGACACGCACACCAUUACAGGUCCUGGGAGAGUUCCAGUCAAGUCCAACUCAAAAAAAUUCACCAUUAAAGACUUCGACAUCGGCCGUCCACUGGGAAAGGGAAAGUUUGGGAAUGUGUACUUGGCACGAGAGCGGAAGCUGAAGGUGAUCGUGGCUCUAAAGGUUCUGUUCAAAUCUCAAAUGGAGAAAGAAGGCGUAGAACAUCAGCUAAGAAGAGAAAUUGAGAUCCAAUCUCAUCUCAGGCAUCCAAAUAUUCUGCGCUUCUAUAACUAUUUCCACGAUUCCUCUCGGGUGUAUCUGGUUUUGGAGUACGCUCCACGUGGAGAGAUGUACAAGGAACUUCAGCGUUGUGGACGUUUCGAUGACCAGCGCACCGCUACUUACAUGGAGGAAAUUGCUGAUGCUCUUCAGUACUGUCAUGAGAAGAAAGUCAUUCACAGAGAUAUUAAACCAGAGAACCUUUUGCUGGGCUUCAGAGGAGAACUUAAAAUCGCAGACUUCGGUUGGUCUGUCCAUGCACCAUCACUAAGACGGCGCACCAUGUGUGGCACGCUGGACUAUCUGCCCCCUGAGAUGAUCGAAGGUCACACUCAUGACGAAAAGGUGGACCUGUGGUGCAUCGGUGUGCUGUGUUACGAGUGUUUAGUGGGAAAUCCUCCGUUUGAGACGGCCAGCCACACUGAAACAUACAAGCGAAUUACUAAGGUGGAUCUUCAGUUUCCUAAAGUAGUGUCAGAUGGUGCUCGAGAUCUGAUAUCUAAGCUGCUCCGUCACAGUCCCACCAUGCGUAUGCCGCUCAGGAACGUAAUGGAGCAUCCGUGGGUGAAAGCAAACUCCCGCAGAGUUCUGCCCCCAGUCUGUAACCCACAGGCCGCCUCACAUCACUGACACGAGCAAACCCGACGAUGAAUCCAGUUUGUUUCAGUUCAGAAUCUGCUGAUCACGAGGGAGAAUUCUGCAUCUAUAAGUGUCAGAAACGCCUGAUUUAGGGCUUCAUCCUCUGUCUGUUCAACACGAGGUGGUGUCGGUUAUUUAAUGAUGCUUCUCGAUUGGCAUCCUGACUGAGCUGUUUGAUAUAAACAAACAAACUUAUGUAUUAAAUGUAUUAUUUUUCACCUUUAUGCUCCUUUUAAAGUUGUAGAUGUCUUUGGUUUCAGUUCUGUUGUUAUUCGUGUGUUUUCUGUCUUUCUGUAUCCUUUUGCUUGUAAAUGUGUUUAUGCUUAGAAACAUAAAAGGUUUUAAAUA